ACCAAGCCCACUCUUUCUUUUGCUUCUUCCCCAGCUCACAGCGCCGUCGUGGCCAAAUGAAGCGCCUGCGAUGGCGCUCAUGAUCCAGCCCAGACCCAUCACCUGGUCAUUCGGACACUCUCCGACUAGCUUCUCCCCGAUGGAGCUGCUUCGGCGUAGGACUUUCCCGAAUACAUACUUAUACCGGGCGCCGACCGGUUUCCCAACACCCAAUUCUGCUUCGAGCGUGUCCUACACCUAGUUUUAAUCAAACACACCGAGAGGGGAUCAUCCACUAUGUCUCUAGCUCAGAACCACUACAUAAUCCAACUCCCCUCAACACCUACCCUUCACCGGGCACCAGAGCCGCGAGCGAUUGCGCAACAAUGGAUCACAGAUCUCGAGGUUCUACUGAGAACCAGUGAAUUUUCUAACCUGUCCAGUCUCGUUCAUGAGAAGUCAUGGUGGCGCGAUAAUCUAAGUCUGACCUGGGAUCUUCGCACGAUCCAGAAUCUCAGCGGUAUCCAACAGUUCCUGACCCAACACCAACCCCGCGCCCAGUUGUCUGCCUUUCGGCUUCAACAUGAGGGCAAGUGCCAGGCAAAACUGGAAUCACCCGCCCCAGGCCUGACGUGGAUUUCGUCAAUGUUCUUCUUCGAGACCGCCACCGGACGCGGCUCUGGUGUCAUUCGUCUCACCCAGGAUAGCAAGGGUGUGUGGAAGGCCUAUGCGAUCUAUACCUCUUUGCAGGAAUUGAAGAACAUGGAGGAGCCGGUAGGAGCGCGAAGGGCCUACGGUACAACUGAGACGAUGCCAGGAGGUUUGGCUCAGGGAACUUGGAUUGAGCGGCGAAAGCGGCAGGUUCUCUUCAAUGAAGAGGAGCCCGCGACGCUCAUAGUGGGUGCCGGCCAGGCUGGUUUGAACCUGGGAGCUCGUCUUCAGUCGCUCGGCGUACCCUCUCUGAUCGUUGACCGUCAUGAGAGGAUUGGUGAUAACUGGAGAAACCGUUACAGGACCCUCGUAACCCACGAUCCUGUCGAAUUCACACACAUGGCCUACCUGCCCUUCCCAAAGAAUUGGCCCGAGUUUACUCCCAAAGACAAAUUAGGCGACUGGUUCGAAGCCUACGCAAGCAUCAUGGAACUAAACGUCUGGCUCAAAACCAGUGUCACAGCAGCUACAUACGACGACACUAAGAAACAAUGGACUGUGACGGUGACCCGCGGCGAUGGUACGGAGCGCAUCUUGCGUCCUCGUCACCUCAUCUGGUGCACCGGCCACUCUGGUGAACCCUUGGUCCCCACCUUCACAGAGCAGGACAAGUUUAAGGGGAAGAUCUACCAUGCUAUUCAGCAUACCGAUGCCUCCCAACAUGAUGUUAAGGGGAAAAAAGUCGUAGUCGUUGGUACAGGAAACAGCGGGCACGAUAUCGCUCAGAAUUUCUAUGAGAAUGGCGCGGAUGUGAUGAUGCUCCAGCGGCGCGGUACAUACGUUAUCACCGCUGACAAGGGGGUCUUCAUGAUGCACGAAGGUCUCCACGCGGAGAACGGACCCACAACCGAAGAAGCCGACAUAAUCGCCGAAUCUCUCCCUUAUCCUGUCCGCUUCGCGCUAGAUGUUCACUUCACAAAACGCGUCUACGAGGCCGAAAAGGAUAUAAUGGAAGGCCUACAACGCGCAGGCUUUGAAAUUGACCACGGUAUAGACGGCGCAGGGAUCUCGCGCGCCUACAUGACCCGCGGUGGCGGAUACUACAUUGACGUCGGCUGCAGCCAAUUGAUCGCAGACGGCAAGGUCAAAGUAAAGCGCAGCCCCGAGGGGAUUUCGAAAUUCACUGAGCGCGGACUUGUCCUCAAGGACGGGACCGAGUUGGAGAGUGACAUUGUUGUCCUCGCGACGGGGUAUGAUAAUAUGCGCACGACUGUGCGGAAGACGUUGGGGGAUAAGGUGGCGGAUCGGUUGAGAGACGUGUGGGAUUUGGAUGAGGAGGGAGAGCUUAAUGCCAUGUGGCGGCCGAGUGGCCAUCCGGGAUUCUGGUAUAUGGGUGGUAACCUUGCCCUGUGCCGCAUCUAUUCCAAGUUCCUGGCGUUGCAGAUCAAGGCUAUUGAGGUGGGGUUGGUGUCUCAGUAAGCGAAUUAUUAGAUCAUAUAGAGUUAUAUUAAUGCAUGCGGCAUGUAUCUUCAAGGCAUACCAGAAAGCUACGCUGAAAUGCGUGGUGUCUUAGUAAAGAUUAGGG
Molecule: messenger RNA, 2215 nt
Organism: Aspergillus calidoustus
Lineage: Eukaryota; Fungi; Ascomycota; Eurotiomycetes; Eurotiales; Aspergillaceae
Source: the annotation of a GenBank genome assembly